Messenger RNA from Psylliodes chrysocephalus, 1767 nucleotides. The record is from the annotation of a GenBank genome assembly. NCBI's taxonomy places the organism in Eukaryota, Metazoa, Arthropoda, Insecta, Coleoptera, Chrysomelidae.
CAAAUAAUUAAACAAUUAAUUAAACAAUUAAAGUUUCAUAGUAGAGGUUGGUAGAGGAAUGACGGAAUGACAGUUUGUUUCAUUUGGUACAGUGAAAUUGAACUGGGUGUUCACUGCACAAAUGAACCAAUGGAGAAACCGCCCUUGUAAAAACCAAUAAUUAAUUUUUUUGCGAAAAUAUGUGUUGUUUUUUUAAAUACUAACUCUAACUAGGGGGCGCCAAAAUAGGGAAUGGCACGCGGCGGCUUAAGUCCUCGUGAGGGCCCUGCACAUUACCUACUUGGUCGAUGGCUAAUCCCGACCCAAAUUUGUUCCAGAAAACACGUACGCCGAAGCUACAAAAACCUACAUGUCUAAAGUACCUAAAGACCCACACAUACUUAAUUUAAGAAAACUCACAGUUUUGGGGGGCGUUUAUCACGUAAACUAUCUUCACCAGCCGCCGCAACCUCAAGAAUUCGCUUCGGUACCAAAUUUAAGCAUUACAAGGCUAUAUCUUCCUAAGGAACUUCAACACGUCGACUUCUUCGCAGAAUAUGAACCACCUGCAGCGACGGAUCCGAAUGUGCGCAAACAACCUGAACAAAUCGAAGAAGAAAUGAGGAAGCAGGAAGAAGCACUUGACGGAUUGAUAUUUAUAGAUUUGACAUGGCCUCAACAUGUAAUAUUCUUAGAACUACCAAUAGUAUGUAUAUGGAUAGAAGAAGAUAAAUGUUGGACGAAGAAAUACGUUCACGAUUUAAAGCAUAACGAAGAAAAGGGUACCCUGUCGUUUAUGACGCAGUGUUUUGGUAUUUUCGGUUUGGCCACUUUACGUUAUGCAAAUUUACCUUUUCAAGCUUGGGAUAUCAAACCUGAAUCAGACGGAUCGAUUACAUUUAAUAUCACCACAGCUAUAAUAAUCCUAGAAUUCAAUAUUAAAAAUGGAUUAAUGUGUAUUUCUCAACUACAAAAUAGUCCCAAUAAGGCGCUUUUGGACCAAAUUGGGAAAUAUGUGAAGUUACAUGUAAUUAAAAAGAUGUUAAAAAAAACUGGUAUAGACAUAUUUCCUGAACACGAUGCCUACUGUUACGUAGACGGUAGUUGCGAAAAGUAUUGGCCGAUGGAAAAGCAUUUGUAUUCCAACAUGUCUCUUAUUUGCGGCGUUUUUAAUUUCGCUUGGUCCAGAUGGAACGCGUCGCAAGGAAAGAAAACUAUCGUUAUACAAAUAAGGGAAUAUGCACCAGAGAAAACCAAACAGAGACCUCAUUCAAUUCUUCUAGUAAGCCCGGUUAAAACUUGUUACAUAAAUUGUACUGAAGUUAGUCAAGUUUUUUGUAAUGAACCUGUAGAGGGUUUGAAGUUCAGUGCGGACCUGUACACUUUAAUGAAAAGUACGACUGGGAUUUUUGUAAGGAAGAAAAUAGAAUCUUAUUCGAAACAAAACAUUUGUGCCGUGUAUGAAUUUUUGAUCGCCACAAGAAUAAUUAGUUUUUCGUAAGAAUGAAAGCUAGCUGCUUAUAAAACCAAUAAUAUUUUUUCUACGACUCCUUACGAAAAUACAUCCAUCGAAUUAUACAAAUAAUAAAUAAGGGCAACUCUGAAUUAAAUCCAAACUGUUAUGUAAAAAAAAGAAGAGGAAUUGUACGCUCCUGUACGAUCCGACUUGAGUGGUUUUUCCAAGGUCUACUUUAGAAACAUGUUUUGUGGAUCACUUCAUAUUUUGACAGUUCAUAAUUAUUAUUAUUAUUAUUAAUAAAAUAAAAGAAUGUGGAAUAAAAUCUAAAC